Messenger RNA from Drosophila miranda, 1696 nucleotides. Its product is annotated as formin-like protein 16. The transcript has 2 exons. Lineage: Eukaryota; Metazoa; Arthropoda; Insecta; Diptera; Drosophilidae. The record is from RefSeq and is a predicted model, not a curated record. Bases 777 to 1643 code for a protein of 288 amino acids.
CCCCGUAACCCCCGGCCAAUGACGAACCGGCCAGAACAACAGAGACGGCGCACGGUACUGUCGCCCCCGGCAGAGCCUUCCCGCGGCGAUACAUGCCCAGAGGCCGGCCGAGUCCAGCGAUAAGAGCUGGCCCUACACCUGGCCCAUCGGCGCCCGAAAUCCGAUCGGAGCCCGCGUGCGACGCAUAGCUGCGCUGCCCGUAAAACGAAAGUUACGAAGGGAAAAGACGACGAAAAUGAAAUAUCCAAAAAAAAAAAAAUAAAAAUAAAUGAAGAAAGAACGAAUAUAAAUGUCAAUUCGGCAGAUUCAUGCAUUACACUCAUUACACACAUUCAUAAACCCAUGCCCCGAACGUCCAUAAUCGUCCCACGGAUCCAUUUACCAUAGCUUAGAUUACAGAAUUGCAAGCCCGCUGACGCCGGCUCCCGUGAUUCGCGCUGUCAGCGGAGGGAAAUGCAUGACGUUAGAAAUACAAGAAAUAAGUCAGAUUCCGAACGCCGAGCGAGCAAGGCGAUUUUGAUAAAACCCUACUAUACCAGAACCAAAACAAUAAAAUAGACACUCUCCCCCUCCCCGAACUCUACGCACCGAACAACCAGCCAUGAACGCCACCGAGAACACCCCAGCUAAGGCGCACCAGAGAGCCGCUGCAUCAGCAGAGUCACCCCAAGUCGUAGACCUCACGGAUCUCUCCGACGCCGAGGAACCGGAGUCCACUGCCAAGGCGGAGGACGAAGCCAGGAGUAGCCGAAGAACCCCACACCUCCGAUGGGGACAUGUACGCAGAUAUGGAGCUAGACGCCGACGAGGCAGGGGCAGCCGACCACGAGGGUCCCCGAGACAGCCCCCCGCUGUUCUCCCGCCGACCAUCCGGGUUCCGUCGAGAGAACCUGUGGUCGCCGCCGCCGUAUAAGCGACGAGCCGCGCCCUGCUCCCCGGAGCCAGGGUCACCGUCAUUCGAAGAGGAGUUCGAAGAUGCCGGUUCUAGCCAGCACAGCUUCCCGGAACCAGAGACGCCAUCAUACGCGCCGAUGUUCGAACAGGAGUUUGAAGAUGCCGGUUAUCACCAGCGCCGCGAUCCCCGAACCGGCCGUGGCAUUUACCGCCCCGAGAGGGGGCUUGAGCGUUACACACCGAAACCAUACAACGCGUACUACGACGACGGGGAGAGCGAACAGGAGGAACCCUACGGUCGGCAAUUCAUAGCCGAAACAGAGACCUUUCACCACACGGUCACGCCAUGGGGGUUACGCGUCACGCGUAACCACCAGAUGUUCGUAGACGUCUUUGUCCCUCCCGGCCGGAAUGUCAACGCGUUCUUCAGGACAUUCCGAGAAGCCGCGGAACCAAUCGACUACCGCUCCGAACCGGCCGCCCCAGCCAGGGCAAGCCCCCCGCACGCCGAAGCGCGACCGCCAACGCCCGCAUCGGAUCCUCCCCGAUGCCCCAAUCCUCCCGAAGAGUCAGCGGCGGCCACGCCCCCGCACGCCGAAGCGCGACCGCCAACGCCCGCAUCGAAUCCUCCCCGAUGCCCCAAUCCUCCAGAAGAGUCAGCGGCGAACGCACCAACCAACCGUCACCGCCUCAUUUUUCCCCUUUUUAUAUCUCCAGUUUCCCUUAAAUAUAUCGUUACUUGGCCUUAAGAACAGAGAAUGCAUACAAUAAAUGUACCACCAAUAAAGAAACUCAUUCCCCA